Molecule: messenger RNA, 210 nt
Organism: Spodoptera exigua (beet armyworm)
Lineage: Eukaryota; Metazoa; Arthropoda; Insecta; Lepidoptera; Noctuidae
Source: the annotation of a GenBank genome assembly
AUGAGACACCGCGACCUCGGCCCAGAGCAGGAGAAGGAACAGGGGGGUAGACUGAGGGAAAAAUCAAAGAGAAUGCUGAAACUCAUAGAAGAGACGCCCCCACACUUCUCCGUGUACGACAUGUGGCAACUCGACGCUAAUGUUUUGCUACAGAUGUUCAUGCUGGUCACGGGCCUUAUUGUCACACAAAUGCAAUUUGCUUUUUUGUAA